This is a messenger RNA of Planococcus citri (citrus mealybug), 1979 nucleotides long. RefSeq lists its product as uncharacterized. Lineage: Eukaryota; Metazoa; Arthropoda; Insecta; Hemiptera; Pseudococcidae. The coding region runs from base 1016 to 1675 and encodes 219 amino acids. The record is from RefSeq and is a predicted model, not a curated record. The transcript is spliced from 6 exons.
CACCUAUUGUCAAUUUUCGCUAAAAUUUCACCAAUUUUUAAUGAUUUACAGUGUUUUUAAUACUUUUAUGAUUUAUUUAAUUUUUCCUAAUUUUAAAAAACUUGGAACAAAAGUUGUAGAGCGUGAAAAAUUGAACCAUUUUUGCUGAUCGGAUUUUGAAAAUGGCUAAUUAAUUUGUAAUUUGCAACCUCUUCGGUUUCUAACGCUGUAGCAAGAUGUGUUGUUGAGUUCGAGAUGUUGCAUAUUGCAUUCUGAAAGGCGCUUGAUGGUUGAUCAACUUGGAAAUGGAAUACAAUUGCUGGUACCUAAUCGUUUUGUUUUUAGAAUAAUGAAUCUCCCAAUCGAUUGUAUUUUUUUUAUUCAAUAUUCAUAUUCUGCGGAAUUGAUUAUUCUAUUAAAUUUUGGGAUCUCAGCAGGUAUUGUGCACGGUCGUAAAUUAUUCUUAUUCUCAAAUCUCAGUGAAAAGUGUUCGCUCAAACUAACUGCAUAAUUGUAUGUAAAUGUAGAUAAGUUUCAUGUUGACAGACGAUGCUUGGUGGUUUCUCAUUUUUAAAUAUUUCCAUGAUAAAUGAAACUCAUUUGAUGUUGUAAUGUAAUAUUGAUGAAAAUAAUUUAAAUGAUUCCCGAUUCCGUUUCAAACAAGACUUCGAGUGCUUCAGAUAUCAGUCUAAAGGGCUGCAAAGUUUCAAACUCUUGAAGAGGGUGAUGAAACUAAUUUAAAUUAACUUUUUAGCACGUCAUUUCAUUAAAUUAAUUUUAAUUUAAUUUUUCUUUGGUCAUCUUCGAAAUGGCUACACUGAUUGCACAGUUUUUUUUUCAAAUUUCCCCCUUUUCCCCGCAUUAAUCUGUUUGUUUAUGUUUAUUGUUAUUUAGCGUCGAUUAGUCUGACUCUGAAAGUUUAAUCUCGAUCCUCGGUGUAAUCUGCGAAUAAUUAGUGUUUAAUCAUUGAUUGAUUAUUAAUUAUAAUACGGUGAAUCAUCCUAGGAAAUUCAAUUCGUAAUUGGAAUCCAUCAAAAUGACUUCGGAAGCCAUGGAAGCGGAAGUAUCUUCAGAACAAGUCGCCGAAGAAAUCGUACCCAAGCCUUCGCAUCUGAAAGAACUUCAACAAGAUAUCGAGCAACUGCAAAACGAUCUGAACGAGAAAGGCAAGCUAAUCGUGGACAUGGAAAUAGAAAUCCAGAACAAACAGAGUAAACUGAGGGGUAUGCAGAACUUGUUGAUGACUCGAAUCAGGGAAAUCCAAGUCGAAGAUAUCACAAGGAGGAAUGAAAUUGAGCACGAGAAAGAAUGGAGUGAAAAAUUGAAAACAACCAAGAUCAAGAGAAUAGCUUCGAUAUUGGAGUAUAAGAAUAAAAUGAACGAAUUACGAGAAAAAGUGUUUUCGCCUUUGGAUUUGAACGAUGCUAAGAUAAACGAAGAAAUCGAAUUCUUGAUGAUGUGUUACGAAGAAUUGAGCGAAAAAAAUAAAGCUACUCAGUUCGGAGUAGAUCAUUUGGCUCGACGAGUAAAUCUCGAUUCUGAAGCGAAUAAUAUCAUAGAUAAUAUCAACGUAUUGAUAAAACAAAUGAAAUUAGAAACUGACGAUGAUCGGAAAAUGAACGAAGCGAUGGAGAUGGAAAUCAUGGUCUUGGAUAAGAAAAUUCGAGAGAAUGAGCAAUCGGAAACCAACGAUUGAACUGAUUAAAUAAUAAUUCGAAUCUUUAGUGUUAAUUGUUUGGUUUUGUUUAUUUUUUUGUAAUAUGGUUAGCUUAGCUUAAAUAUUACUCAUAAGUCAUAAGUCGUGUUGAGUAAAGAAAUAGAUUGAAUAAUUUAACGGGGUUUUCGAGAACGUUGACUUUGACGAGUAGGUACGUCGGUUAGUCUCUUGUCUAUAGCUUGUUCACACGUAGAUGUUAAAUUUAUUCGAACGUAUUUAGAACUGUAUUAUUAACGCAUUGAUUCCUGUAAUGUUAGUAAAAAAUGGUGUUCGUUUUAACGUU